ACGAACAGACCUAUUGACCUAUUGUGGUCUAAUAUAUUUCGUUUUAUGUACAAAAAGUACAACACAUGUUGCAGAAACUAAGCUUCAAAUGCCGCGAAAUGUUGUCGUCUUUGAGAAAAACGAAUUUUUUCUAAAAGGGUGAUCUUAAUGUAUUUCAAGCCAAUGAAGAUGCCUCGGUGACAUAUUCGUUUCCUCGUAAACUUGAUAAAUCCUCUUUGUUGAUAAGAAAUAAUACGAUCAAAGUACACAUACUUUUGAGAGUGACCUAUAUCAGACAGCAAGAUGUUUAACUUAACUAAGAGUGGACUCCGUAAAAAUACGAUUAAUCGUCGAGGAGUGGAAUUAGUACAACGUUUAGCUAGGAGUACUGUAGCCUCAUACGAUAAUGCUGAACACCAAUAUAUACAAAUUAGCAAAAUUCCAACUUUGCAUUUCCAAGCAUCUUUACCGAGGUUACCGAUACCAAAACUUGAAGAUACAUGUAGGAGAUAUAUAGACGCGCAAAAACCUCUGUUGGAUGAUAAGAAACUGCAAAAUACUUCUUCCUGUGUUUCCAAAUUUCUUGCAAAUGAGGGACAGAGUUUACAGAAACAACUACUUCAUAAUAAUGCUGAGAAUUCACAUACUAGCUACAUUAGUGAAUUAUGGUUUGAUAUGUAUUUACGUGACCGCAAGCCAUUGCCAAUCAAUUAUAAUCCCUUCCUAGUCUUUGUACCAGAAUCUGAUCCAAAAUAUGACACACAAUUGGUGAAAGCCACAAAUCUUGUUGUAUCUUCAAUGAGAUUCUUUAAGUCUCUCAGGGAUAAUAUUUUAGAGCCAGAAGUAUUUCAUUUGAAUCCCAAGAAGUCAAAUACCAAUCUAUUUCGCAAUGUUACAAGAUUGAUCCCACCUAGCUUUAGCUAUUACGGUGCUUAUUUAUUUAAGGCUUAUCCAUUGGACAUGUCACAAUAUAAGAAUCUGUUCAAUACAACUAGAAUACCGCAGCUAGAGAAAGAUAGAACCUUCCAUGAUUCUUCUGCAAAACACCUAGUCGUAAUGAGGAGAGGACACUUUUAUGCGUUUGAUGUUUUAAGCGCAAACGGCACUAUUCGUAGUCCCAAGGAAAUAGCUGCAUGUUUAAAGACUAUACUGGAAGAUGACAGACCACCAAAUAAACAUCCUGUGGGCAUCCUUACAACUUCGGAAAGGGAUCAGUGGGCACAGACACGUUCACAUUUGCUCGAGACGGGAAAUCAAGAAAUUCUAAAAAAGAUUGAUUCCGCUGUAUUCGCACUGAUCUUAGAUGAUGAAGAUGUGGGUGCCGUUAAAAAUAAUUUAAUUAGGACAUAUCUUCAUGCAGAUGGUACCAAUCGAUGGUUUGACAAGUCAUUUUCCCUCAUUAUUUCAAAGGACGGCUACGGUGGAAUUAAUUUUGAACAUUCAUGGGGCGACGGUGUCGCAAUACUGAGAUUCUUCCAGGAUGUGAAAGCUGACAUAUCGAAGAAACCUCAAUUCCAUCCUAACGAAGUAGAUGAACUUUCGAAGGAGAAUGCAAACAUUGAGAGACUUGAAUUCUCUAUAGAUGCCAAAAGCGAGAGUAUUAUCAAGCAGGAGAUAGCCAAGUACAAAGAAUGGACCGAUCGAUUAUGUGUGGACCACAUAAUUUACGAAGAAUUUGGUAAACGGCAAUGUAAGAAGCUCGGGGUGAGUCCGGACGCCGUGAUGCAGCUGGCAUUCCAAUUGGCGCUGUAUACUCUGGAAGGCAAAUUGGUACCAACUUAUGAGUCUUGCAGCACUGCUGCGUUUAAACACGGAAGAACGGAGGCUAUUAGACCUUGUACACUAGCAACUAAAGCGAUAUGCGCCGCUAUGAUUCGUAACAAUAACGAACUUUCGAAAUCGGAGUUGAAGAAAAUGAUUUACGAUUGUAGUAAAGCUCACAAUGCGCUCACGAAAGAAGCUGUAAUGGGACAAGGAUUUGACAGACAUCUGUUCGCCUUGAGGAAAAUAUCGGAGAAGUUAAACAACAACGAGCCAGCUAUUUUCCACGAUUCAGCGUACCAUGCUAUAAAUUAUAACAUAUUAUCUACAUCUACUUUAUCGAGUCCGGAUGUAUUGGCCGGUGGAUUUGGACCAGUGGUACUUGAUGGUUACGGAAUAGGAUACAUGAUUCAGGAGAAACGUUUGGGUGCUGUCGUGACGACUUACGAAGGCAGUCGUAAUGCCAGUAAAUACGUACAAACGUUAGAACACGCAUUCAAGAGCAUUCAUGAUGUAUUGCAUACGUAACGGUUCUUUUUGAAGCUUUUUUUUUCUAUCAUGACUAAAUAGAAGAUCAUUUGAGAAUGUAUUAGGUCUAUAUAAAGUAGUUGAUUGGUUCGGGUGAUCGGUUUAUAAACGCAAUAUUUUUAUGACUAAUAUUGUUAGGUAGGAUUAUUGUUAUUAUACACAGGUUAUAUAUACAUAUAUA
Dinoponera quadriceps is the source of this 2449-nucleotide messenger RNA. It is a transcript of the gene CPT2, whose product is annotated as carnitine O-palmitoyltransferase 2, mitochondrial-like. Gene Ontology annotation, molecular function: carnitine O-palmitoyltransferase activity. Gene Ontology annotation, cellular component: mitochondrion. Bases 283 to 2268 code for a protein of 661 amino acids. Gene Ontology annotation, biological process: fatty acid beta-oxidation. The transcript is spliced from 8 exons. Lineage: Eukaryota; Metazoa; Arthropoda; Insecta; Hymenoptera; Formicidae. The record is from RefSeq and is a predicted model, not a curated record.